This is a messenger RNA of Cladophialophora psammophila CBS 110553, 1728 nucleotides long. RefSeq lists its product as uncharacterized. Gene Ontology annotation, molecular function: transmembrane transporter activity. NCBI's taxonomy places the organism in Eukaryota, Fungi, Ascomycota, Eurotiomycetes, Chaetothyriales, Herpotrichiellaceae. The record is from RefSeq and is a predicted model, not a curated record. Gene Ontology annotation, biological process: transmembrane transport. The coding region runs from base 1 to 1728 and encodes 575 amino acids. Gene Ontology annotation, cellular component: membrane. The transcript is spliced from 3 exons.
AUGAGUGCAGACCGGAAUUUGAGUGUCGCCUCACAGGGAGGACAUCGCAAGUCGGUUGCGGAAGAACCUGUGACAUCCGUGCUUGCGGGCGGCGAAGUUCCCAUGUUUGACCGAGAGUUGACAGCCGAUGAGGAGGUUCUGGCUGCUCUUGGUUACGUUCCAGAAUUCAAGCGUGAAUUCUCAUUAUGGACGUCAUUCUGUGUCUCUUUUGCUGUCCUAGGCUUGCUUCCGUCCUUCGCCUCCACUCUCUAUUAUGGCAUGGGUUACGCUGGAACGCCCGGUAUGGUCUGGGGCUGGCUGAUUGCCAUGGCAUUCAUCCAAUGUGUCGCCAUGGGCAUGGCUGAGCUGUGUUCGUCCAUGCCUACAUCGGGUGGUCUCUACUACGCCGCGGCGGUGCUGGCUCCUCCGGGAUAUGGCCCUCUAGCUGCCUGGAUCACUGGUUGGUCGAAUUGGCUGGUCCAAGUCACAGGCGCCCCUUCCGUCGACUAUGCGUUGGCUUCGAUGAUCCUGGCCGCUGGAUCCAUCACCAAUCCCGACUAUGUCCCCCAGAAUUACCAAGUGUUUCUCCUGACCACUCUGAUUAUGAUUAUUCAUGCAUGCAUCUCGUCCAUGCCUACCCGCUGGAUUGCCACCUUCAACUCAUACGGCAGCACCUUCAACAUCAUUGCAUUGGUCAUCACCAUCAUCACGAUUCCGGCGGCCACCACCCGUGAGUCUCAGGGGUUGCCGCGUUUCGCCAAGAGCAGCACAGUCUGGGGCAACUUCUACGAGGGAACAGACUUUCCCAAUGGUGUCGCUCUCCUCAUGUCUUUCAUCGCCGUUAUCUGGACCAUGUCGGGAUAUGAUGCGCCUUUCCAUCUAGCUGAGGAAUGCAGCAACGCAAACAUUGCGAGUCCUCGGGCCAUCGUCCUGACUUCAGGGAUUGGCGGUGUCAUGGGUUGGUUUUUGCAGUUGGUCGUGGCUUAUACCGUGAUCAGUAUCGAUGACGUCCUGAAUUCGGAUAUCGGCCAACCUUGGGCGUCUUACCUCAUGCAAAUCCUGCCUAGGAACACCGCUCUGGCCCUGCUUUCGAUGACCAUUAUCUGCGGUUUCUCCAUGGGCCAGGGUUGCAUGAUCGCGGCAUCACGAGUCACCUUUGCGUACGCCCGUGACAAUUGCUUCCCCUUCUCCAACCUGUGGAAACAAGUCAACCCUACAACAAAGACUCCGGUCAAUGCUGUGUGGUUGAAUUGCGCUGUGGGUAUUCUUCUGACUCUGCUCCUCUUUGGGGGCGAGGCAUCCAUCGGUGCCAUCUUCAGCGUCGGCGCCAUUGCAGCAUUCGUGGCCUUCACCAUUCCUAUCACCAUUCGAACCUUCUUCGUGGGCAACCGUUUCCGUCGCGGACCAUGGCAUCUUGGCAAAUUCUCCUACCCUAUUGGUGUAGCGUCGACCUGCUUCACCUCACUGAUGAUUCCCAUUCUCUGCCUUCCCAGCGUGACGGGCUCGGAUCUGGACGCUUCACUCAUGAACUGGACCUGUUUGGUGUGGGGUGGGCCGAUGCUGCUUGUUCUGGUCUGGUGGGUGGUGGACGCGCACAAGUGGUUUACGGGACCGAAGGUCAACAUCCAGCACAUGAUGCUUGGAAGAGAAGAAAAUGUAAUCGAUGGCAAAGAGGGCUCGGAUUCGGGAAGCGGCAUUUCGCCAGCCCCGGGCACGGAUAUGGACAAAGCAAUGUUGAACAAAGUGUGA